CUUUGUCUUUGACAAAAAGAUAUUGUUCUGUGCAAAAAGAUCCUGUCAUUUGAAAAAUAAAACAUAUUUGUUUUGCAAUUUAUUUCUUUUCUCCAUUUAAAAAACAAAUAGUUCCUUUUCAUUCACAUCAUAAAAUGGGUGUUGAUAUAGAAACACUGUCACCUGGCAAUGGAACAACUUAUCCCAAACCAGGUCAAACUGUUGUUGUGCAUUACACAGGUACAUUAGAAAACGGCAAGAAGUUCGAUUCAUCGAGAGAUAGAGGACAACCUUUUAAGUUCACUCUUGGAAAGGGUGAUGUCAUUAAAGGUUGGGAUCAAGGAUUAGCUAAGAUGUCUGUUGGAGAAAGAGCAAGGCUAACAUGUACACCUGACUUUGCAUAUGGCUCGCGUGGUCACCCUGGUGUUAUCCCACCCAAUUCUACUCUUGUAUUUGAUGUGGAGUUGUUGCGUGUUGAAUAAUUCAUUAUCUCUUGCCAUUCUUAGUAUAAUAAUUAUUUAUGGUACAUCUAUUGCAGUAAUUAAUUAUAUAAUGUUGUAUUUGUUAGUAUUAUACUAAGUUACUUAAUGUAUUUUUACUUUUGUUUUCAAUAGGAACAUUAGCACAAACAAUUCAACAAAUCUAAAUAGCUUUUAUAAAGCAUUUAAAUUAAUGCAGACUGAUUUGACUGAUUUUUCAGCUAAGUGUGUUAUGUACAGGACCUAUAUUGUAAUCCUAGAGUAACUCACAAAUUAUGUCAGUGAUUCUUUU
Molecule: messenger RNA, 750 nt
Organism: Diatraea saccharalis (sugarcane borer)
Lineage: Eukaryota; Metazoa; Arthropoda; Insecta; Lepidoptera; Crambidae
Source: the annotation of a GenBank genome assembly